This is a messenger RNA of Myiozetetes cayanensis, 1843 nucleotides long. RefSeq names its product solute carrier family 13 member 2-like. Gene Ontology annotation, biological process: monoatomic anion transmembrane transport. The record is from RefSeq and is a predicted model, not a curated record. Gene Ontology annotation, molecular function: transmembrane transporter activity. Gene Ontology annotation, cellular component: membrane. NCBI's taxonomy places the organism in Eukaryota, Metazoa, Chordata, Aves, Passeriformes, Tyrannidae.
AUUCCCCAGUGUUUAUAUAGUCUCCAGCAGCAGAUCCCAGGCCUUUCAGCACCGGGCUAGCUCCAGCACCAUGGCUGGCAUCUUGGAGGUGAUCCUGGCCAUCAGGAAAUACCUCAUCAUAAUUUUAGUACCCCUUCUCGCUCUUGCUCUUCCUCUGGCAGUGCCUACCAAGGAGGCAGAAUGCGGUUAUGUUAUCAUAGUGAUGGCACUUUUAUGGUGCACAGAAGCCCUGCCAUUGGCUGUCACAGCUCUCCUGCCUGUCCUGCUGUUCCCGCUAAUGAAUAUCAUGGAUUCAACAACAGUCUGUCGGGAAUAUUUAAAGGACACGAACAUGCUCUUUAUAGGGGGACUGGUGAUGGCCAUUGCCAUUGAGCAAUGGAACCUACACAAGCGUGUGGCCCUGAAGGUCUUGCUUCUCACUGGUGUCAGACCAGCCCUACUUCUCAUGGGUUUCAUGGUCGUGACUGCCUUCCUGUCGAUGUGGAUCAGCAACACAGCCACCACUGCCGUGAUGGUCCCCAUAGCACAGGCAGUGCUGGAUCAGCUGCACAGGUCAGAACUGGAAUCCAGUGAUGCUGGCCAAGCGUCUGAAAACAUCAACAAAGCCUUUGAGCUGCAGGAAGGGUCAACUCCACCUGUUAACUCAAAAGAGAAAGAGGAAAAAGAUAAUACUCAUGUCCUGAUGAUUGAGGAGGACAGAAAGAGAAAUGAAGCUCUGCUAGAGGCGAAACACUUGAAACUGUGCAAGGGAAUGUCUCUCUGUAUUUGUUACUCAUCCAGUAUUGGAGGGAUUGCAACUCUGACUGGGACAACACCAAAUCUGGUACUGCAAGGACAAAUUAAUGACCUCUAUGAAGAUAAUGGUGGUGUCAUCAACUUUGCCUCCUGGUUCUCCUUUGCCUUCCCCACCAUGGUUGUGCUGCUGGUUUUGGCAUGGAUUUGGCUAGAGAUACUGUACUUGGGCUUUAAUUUUAAGGAGAAUUUCGGCUGUGUUGCAAGUCCCUCUGCCAAGGCUAAGGAGAAGGAGGCCUAUGCCGUCAUCAGGGAAGAGAGCAGGAAAUUGGGCAGAAUGAAAUUUGCAGAAAUAGCAGUUUUGGUCCUCUUCAUACUCAUGGUACUGCUCUGGUUUACAAGAGAUCCUGGGUUCAUACCAGGCUGGGCAACAGUUCUUUUCAACAAAGAUAAUAUAAGGUAUGUCACUGAUGGUACAGUUGCCAUCUUCAUUGCAAUUUUGUUGUUCAUCAUCCCUUCUGGCUUUUACAAUGCACAAACAGAUGGCAGUUCAAAGUUCCAAGCACCUCCACCUCUUCUGGAAUGGAAAGUAGUUCAUGAGAAAAUGCCAUGGAGUAUUGUGUUUCUGCUGGGAGGUGGCUUUGCCUUAGCCAAAGGCAGUGAGGAAUCUGGUCUGUCUACAUGGUUAGGUACCAGACUGACUCCCCUGCAGAGCAUCCCUCACCCAGCCAUUGCUUUCCUGGUGUGUCUCCUUGUUGCCACUUUCACCGAAUGCACCAGCAAUGUGGCCACCACCACCCUCUUUCUCCCUAUUGUGGCUUCAAUGGCUGAAGCCAUUUGCCUCAACCCACUCUAUGUCAUGCUGCCCUGCACACUUUCUGCAUCGCUGGCAUUCAUGCUCCCUGUGGCCACUCCUCCCAACGCCAUUGUCUUCUCCUAUGGACAGCUCAAGGUUAUUGAUAUGGUCAAAGCUGGAUUUGUACUCAACAUUCUGGGAGUUCUGACAAUAACUCUUGCCAUCAAUACCUGGGCUUCAUCUUUGUUCCAGCUACAAACUUUCCCAUCUUGGGCAAACAAGACAGGCAUGUGCCCAUAACGUGGAGAGGCGAAG